CUGGUCGAUAAAUAUAAAGAAGCUGCUGCUGCCUGUGCUACUUUUAGUAAGAUCAGAAUGACUAACAAACGCAUACACCUAGACGAUCCUCUCAGCGAAGUGAAACCGUCUUUUAUACUGCCAUGCAACGGCGGUGCACACCUAACAGACUGUCAGAAAGGCACUCUCGAGCAAAUUGCGGUGAGUUUAGGAACGCCUGGCAAAGGUAUAACUGCCUGUGAUGAAAGUGCUGGAACAAUGGGUGCUAGAUUUGAGAAAGUGGGUGUGGAGAACACCAUUGAAAACAGGCGCCUCUAUCGCGAGAUGCUUUUGAACCAAAAUGAACUGCACCAAUAUGUUUCAGGUAUACGCUUCGUUUGA
Molecule: messenger RNA, 360 nt
Organism: Sphaeroforma arctica JP610
Lineage: Eukaryota; Ichthyosporea; Ichthyophonida
Exons: 1
Coding region: 58-360 (100 amino acids)
Biological process (GO): glycolytic process
Molecular function (GO): fructose-bisphosphate aldolase activity
Source: RefSeq, a predicted model, not a curated record